AUGCAACAACAACAAGAGGACAAGAAUGCUGAGCAUGAAGUAGCAGUGGAGAAGGAGGUGGUCCAAUCACCAUCACCAAUGGAAGCACGAAAGAACAAGAAAUCAGAUGGUUCGAUCAAUCAAACUCAGACUCAAUCACAGUCGCCCUCGCCACAACAGACCCUGGACACACACCCAUCGACAACCGAGUCAACUACAUCAACAAUGAACUUGAAGUCGAGUCGCGAGAAUGUACUUGGAGACCAAGAGAAGGUGGAAUCAUACAGGAGAAUCGAUUGGAAUACUGCUGGAAACAAUGAUGCUGUUGUUGGAGACAGGGUGGAGUUUGAAAGAUCUGACUUGGGCGCAUUAUUGACGUUGACGCAUCACUUGACACCAGCUACAUUGGUAUCAUUCAUCAUCCAUUGCGAAGCGAACAAUGUGCCAAACUUCCAACAGCUGCUGUGUAGUGGUGUCAAGAGUCGCACGCUUGCUCAACAGGACGUCAUCACCAACAUGCUGAUCAUCAAGUAUCUCCAGCUGGACCAAUACGAGAUGGCGCUGACCUGGUAUGCUCGUCGCCAGAUCGACCUCAACCUGCAGCCCACGCUCCAGACCAACAUGAGCUUCAUCAGGUAUCACGAGUCCUCCUUGGAGGAUACUAAAGUCCGCGAGGCACUCAUUCAAUUCUGGCGCGGCAAGCAUCACAGCCAGGCAGCGCAAGAGUCAACAUCAUCCUUGGACGAGUUGUGGUCGGAAGUCGCACUCAUUGACUGUGGCAUCAGGUCGACCACACCCCGCAUCCGCACAGAGCGCGAGAUCAUCCUGGAUCACAUCUGCAGGAGCAACGAUGUCGAGGGCAUUUCUAUCCAUCUGCGCCGAAACAUGGACGUGCUUCCCAAGUCCACGCUGUUGCUGCGUGCUCUCCUGGCCAUGCGUGGGGACACCACGGCCGGCCGUCGUCCCAAGCCGACCACCGUCCACUUUGAUCUCUUUGGUCUAAUGCCAAUACAGUGGCGCGUUAUGCUUAUCGAUCAGGCCCAACUCGAUCAUAUGUUGGCAACAAUGGAUAUCUCCUCGCUACUGGACGCCGUCAAGCCAAUAUACAACGUCGUGCGCUACAUGAAGUCAUUUGGCAAUCACAUCUUGGCAACUCUGUUGGCGGACAAGAAUGCGCCCACUGACGUUGUGAUGGCUCAGGUCAAUGCGAUGGCCUGGGACAACGUGCCAAUCGACCGAGCAUUGAUGGGGCCUCUCUCGGACUUCAUCUUCAACAGUCACUCAAUCAACAGACUCGGCAGAAAGACGCUCGAACACAUCACGACCAAUCACAACCAAUCAAACAAGAACAAAGAAUCGAUCACAUGUCUGGAACUUUACCGAAUGAUUGCUACCUCCCCAUUAAUCGACCUCACAAAGUGCAAGAGCAUACUCAAUAACUUGAAGUUGAAGCGUGGAUGCAACGACUAUGGAGUGCUCCUGCUCGGCAUCCAGUUCUUCUACUACUCGCUCAAGAACACUGAGAUGGCGCAGAUACCCACCAAGCAGCUCAUAUCGUCAAUAUUCAGCACUCUGUGCCAGUUCCUUCAGAUCGAGUACAAUCAGCGCCCCUCCGAGAGGCUCAUGAGCGUAUGGCUGGACUACUGGAGCAGCAGGGGACAAGGCCCCGUCACCUCCUACAACCUGAGGACAUAUCACUUGUUGUCUGCAAAGGGCAUCACCGACGAACAUCUGUUGCUCUCCAAGAUGCAAUGUACAACUCGCGGCGACAUCAAACUGGAUGAUUUCUGUGGCUUCACGCCAAUGGACAAUGCUGAUGGAUUUACUUUAUCGGCGAUUGUUCAAGAGGCCAUAAUAAGCCUCGAUGACCUGAAGCUGGAUCAGGAUCCGGCUGCAGAGUCGACCAGGCUCUACAAUCAUCGCAAUCAAGCAUUUGGUCAGCCUUCAACGAGCAGUGUCCUUAUUCAAAGCUUCAUCAAUGAGGUGAUCAAUCAAUAA
Acytostelium subglobosum LB1 is the source of this 1977-nucleotide messenger RNA. RefSeq lists its product as hypothetical. The transcript has a single exon. Bases 1 to 1977 code for a protein of 658 amino acids. The record is from RefSeq and is a predicted model, not a curated record. NCBI's taxonomy places the organism in Eukaryota, Evosea, Eumycetozoa, Acytosteliales, Acytosteliaceae.